This is a messenger RNA of Entrophospora sp. SA101, 1425 nucleotides long. The record is from the annotation of a GenBank genome assembly. Lineage: Eukaryota; Fungi; Glomeromycota; Glomeromycetes; Entrophosporales; Entrophosporaceae.
AUGGCGUGUGAUACUUUUAUUAAAAUAGCACAAAAAUGUCGACGUCAAUUUAUUAUACCGCAACAAGGUGAAAGUGUACCUUUCGUUGAUGAAAUAUUGAAUACAAUUGAAACUAUUACGAAAGAUUUAUCACAUCAACAGGUUCAAACUUUUUAUGAAGCUGUUGGUUAUAUGAUAUCUGCACAAACUAAUAAGACUGCACAAGAACGAUUGGUUGCUCAAUAUAUGGAGCUUCCAAAUGCAGGAUGGGAUAGAAUAUUGACACAAAUUUCUCAAAACUUGGAUGCGUUAAAUGUGCCUGAAAAUACUAAAAUGUUAGGGCACAUUCUAAAAACUAAUGUAGCUGCAUGUAGUGCGGUAGGUGGCGGAUUUUCAACUCAAAUUGCUAGAAUUUAUUUUAGUUUAUUUGAAUUAUACAAAGCAGUCAGUCAGCUUAUAUCAGAUAGCGUAGCAAAAGAUGGAUUGAUUGCAACAAAAACACCACGUGUACGUAAUUUAAGGGUUAUCAAAAAAGAAACAUUAAAAUUAAUGGAAGUUUAUAUAACUAAGGCAGAAGAUACAAGUCAAAUCAUAACACAUUUAAUGCCACCAUUCUUAACAUCAGUUCUUAUCGACUACAAUACAAACGUAGAGCCUGCAAGAGACGCUGAAGUGCUAAGUUCAAUGGCAGCUAUUAUAUCAAAAUUGGGGGCUAGCAUCACGAAUGAAAUUCCCUCAAUAUUGAGUGCUGUGUUUGAAUGUACUCUAAAUAUGAUUAAUAAAGAUUUUUCGGAAUACCCUGAACAUCGCGUUGGAUUCUUUAAAUUACUUCGAGCCAUUAAUCAACACUGUUUCCCAGCGUUACUUACAUUACCUGCAGCACAAUUUAAACUUAUAAUGGAUAGUAUUGUAUGGGCAUUUAAGCAUACAAUGAGAGAUAUUGCAGAUACUGGAUUACAUAUUUGUUUAGAACUCCUGAACAAUAUUUCAAAUCAAGAGUCAGCGGUAGCAAAUGCAUUCUAUCAACAAUAUUAUCUUAAUUUAUUACAAGAUGUAUUCUUUGUUUUAACAGAUACAGAUCACAAAAGUGUACUUCAAUUUAUGUUUUCAAUUGUGGAAUCAGGAGUAGUACAAGCGCCUUUGUUUAGUCCUGAAAUUAGAGAUCCUGAGAUGACAAAUCAACGAUAUUUAAGAGAAUAUGUUAUAAAUUUAUUACAGAAUGCUUUUACACAUUUACAACCGUUUUUUGCAGGCGAUAAUGCAGAUUUAUAUCUUGAGGAAAGAGAAGCUGAGGCCGAACUUCGUAAGAAAACAGAAAUGGCAAAUGCGUUGAAAAUUCCAGGUCUUGAAAUUGAACAUAGAGAUUUCAAGAACAAUAUAAUCAAGGCAAUUCGUCAACCAAUAAUCGAAGAAAGAUUAAAAAACUAUAUAGGUGAGUUGUUUUAG